Molecule: messenger RNA, 873 nt
Organism: Plectropomus leopardus (leopard coralgrouper)
Lineage: Eukaryota; Metazoa; Chordata; Actinopteri; Perciformes; Serranidae
Source: RefSeq, a predicted model, not a curated record
AAAUAUUUCCCCCUAAAUCCUAAACACUGGACAUAUAAUAAAAUAUGCCUAAUUUGUAAAUCAGGACCAAAUAGAUUAAUUAGGUUGCCUGGGAUCACUCCCUCUGAGCACUUUUUAGACUUUAAGUGAGACAUCAGAACCCAAAAUCACAAUCAACAAUUCACACAUUUAAUAAUUCAUCACCAUCAGAACCAGCUAUGUGGGGAUGCAGGUUUUAGUGCAAAAUAAAAGUCAAAAAAUCUGCGGGAGAACACGUCCCUGAAGCAGAUCAAAAACAAAAAGAAAGCGCAGAUGGUCCAUUCAAAAAUGAAGACAAGCUGUUUCAAAGCUGAUGAGUCAAUGUGAAAGCCUGGACGUGUGCAUGACCACGACUUAUUCAAACACAUACACAGACAUGCAGACUGACUCAAAUCACUAUCUAUGGUUUUGUGCCUCAGGAUAUUUUUAUGUGUGUUAUUCUCCACAGCAAAAAGAAGCUGUGCGCUCUCUAUGGGAAGUGGACAGAGUGUCUGUAUGUCGUCGACCCCGCUGCCUUUGAAGCGCACAAGAAAAACGACAAGAAAGCGGCAGGAGAGAGAAAAGGCAGCAAAGCGGGCUGCAGCGAGGAUCAGGAGGAGGUUCCCUCUCCAGCUGCGGACACUGUGGAGAUGAUUCCUGGCAGCCAGCUGCUGUGGAGAAUCGCACCCAGACCAGCCAACUCCGCCGAGGUCUGACUGACACCAAUAGCUGUGAUCGAGGCGCAGUUUUGUUUUUCUAAUGCUCUAACAUUCAACAUUGGUCUUAAAGUCCGGGUAAAGUGAUAAUUAAAAUGUGUUCUGAGUUUGUCACAUCACAGAAAGAUGUGUUAUUAAACACCUGAACAAAUUUGAGUGA